This is a messenger RNA of Phaedon cochleariae (mustard beetle), 1359 nucleotides long. The record is from the annotation of a GenBank genome assembly. Lineage: Eukaryota; Metazoa; Arthropoda; Insecta; Coleoptera; Chrysomelidae.
AUGUGGCCCACCACCCACAUUUUGGCUCUGCUCCUCGCCUUAGUAACGAACUCCUCUUCCAAAACGGUGUCCUCGGUGAUACCUCACGAUGCUCACCCCGGCUACAGUGUGAAAAAGUUCGAUCAUGCCGAAAACUUGAAACUCUUAGACUCGGACUUCUCGCAAUUCUUCACGAUGCUUCACGACGGCUCCAUCAUGACAGUAUCAGAUGUGAGUCCGCUAGUGAACCACCCCGUAGAUCUAGUCGUGCUAGAAAACAAGGGCAACGCGAGUACCACCCACUUGUUGAAGCUCUACGUCCUAGACAGGCGAAAUAUGCUCAGCUUCAAGACAGAUCCGACCGAAGAGAUCGUUGGACGAAUCAGAGAGAACUCGCCUACAGGCACCAGAAUCGCUGGCUUGCCACUCCUUCAAGCAUCCACAGACCUGGUGUCCGCUCCAGUCACAUAUACGAUCAUAGCUGGCAACUCUGCUAACUCCUUCGAGCUACAGGACAGCCUCACAGGAGACGUGCUUCCCAACGUGACUAUCAGCGAUAUACGCGGAGGUGUCAACGUCAUCACAUCUCAAGUGCUGGACCGGGAAGAAGCUAGCAGAUACAUCCUCACAAUACAAGCUGUUGAUCCUAGCGGAGUCAACAGAGCUCUGACGAACGUCGUCAUAGAAGUGGAGGAUGAGAACGAUAACAGCCCAGUGUUCACUCAGAAAGUCUACAGGUUCGUAGUAGGUGACGACUCUAUCGAAGGCGAUAACGUAACGAUGGCUUGGAAACGGUUCUCUUCCAUCGGUAAAGUAGAAGCGACAGAUGCUGAUGGCGACAAAGUUGUGUAUAAACUAGCAACUCCAACUAACUUCCUGGUGAUAGUGCCGCAAACGGGAGAUCUGCUGCUCAGCCAAGAGCCCAUCGAAGAGAUAGAGCUGGAGCUGAUCGUAGAGGCGCACGAUCUGCGCACGCCUAGCAGGACUUCUCCUAGGCCCGCCCAGGUGAUCUUCCACUUCAAACCAGCCGAGUCCUCCAAGGUGGAGCUCGACUUGGACUUCCAACACCUCGAAGAGGUCGAGCUGCACAGGACCAAGAGACGCGUCACUAGAGCCGUGAGGCCCACCAAGCGGAUAGAGUUCACCGAGACCGAUGGGGAGACUGACGGAAGGGUUGUCUUCCAAUUGGAGAAGGAGACUGAUAGGGAGACUUUCAAGAUCAGGGACGAGAAUCCGUGGGUCACUGUGGAUCCGAACGGGUCCGUGAGGGUCAAGAAGAAGUGGGACUACGAGGAGUUGGGGCCAGAGAAGACCAUCGAUUUUUGGGUGACCAUUACAAAUGCGGAGAAAGGCGGUAAGUCUCAUGUUUCUUUGAUUUAA